CCAUCAGGCAGUAGCAUGAAAAAGCUUCUGCACAAGAUGCUUCCUCACAGAGGUAAAGACCAGGCCAAGAAGGGCGACCCAGACGUUCUGCCCGUCCUGGACGACCCAAGAGUGCGCCCGCUCACUCCAACACCAUCCAACCAUGAACUCACCCAGUCUUCUAUCGAAGCCGCAUCUGGAAGUCCCUUUUUCCAAAAGUUGCCAUCUGAGAUCCGAACUCGCAUUCUAACCGAGGCAUUCGGUGCUCGCACCGUCCACAUGGACCUCUGGCAAGACCAUCCUGAUGUCGAGAUCCCCAAGAAUGACAAGAGCUCACACGGCCCACACGUCCAUGGCCGCGGACGCGUCUAUACGGCUGGACGCCCGGGCUAUAAUUACUUGCUCAGAGAUCAGCAGGAGCCUAAACAGUGGAUCUGGCAGGGGUCGGUCUGUCACCGCAACGCUCCCGAGCCUUACAAGAAAUUCUGGACUGAGCUAGAGCCUUCUGAAGACUUUUGUCGCUAUGGCGGCCUCGGAGACACAGAACUGGGUGAUAUCUGCGAAAUGUGGCAUGCCAAAGACGAUGAGCCAAGCUGCAACAUUGGCGCCAUGGGCUGGCUUCUUAGCUGCCGCCAAGCUUACAAGGAGGGCAUCGAGGUUCUCUACUCCACUAACACCAUCCAUUCGGCAAGCAAGCUCAUGCUGCUCAAUCUGGACAAGCUUCUGCUCCCCCAGCGCCUGUCCAACAUCAAGUCCCUGGAGCUGAUCUGGACUUUCGACCCGUACCUGGGCGACUGCGAGCCUACAAGGGAGCCUUGCAGAGAUUCCGAGUCCUUUGACAAGUUUCUGGAGGCCCUGCCAGUCUUCUUCCCAGGUGUGCAGCAUCUCCACGUCGCCAUCCAGGGGGAGAUAUUCCCUGGUGAGCGGAAGGCGAGCGGUGGCUGGGGUUUCAUGAAGAAUACUACCAAAGCCAUCGAAGUAGUCUUCGAGAAGGAUAUCAUGAUCCCUUUUGACCAGAUGGUGCACCGGCUCGGUCCCGGCGUUCGUCAGGUGACAUUGGCUUGCUCCAGCUUUUUGUACGGCGGGGCCAGGGGAGUCGCACUCGAGAACAACCCAGACCAUGUUCAGCAAGUCCACCUCGGCGCCAAGAAGGAGAGAUUCUGGAGACCCUUUGUCGGAGGCAGAGGACGCAACAAUCAUCUUGGCGGGUACUGGGUGCAGCUUGGCCAGAGAGAUGCCAAGCCUGUCCAUCUCCACAUCAUUAGUCGCUUCGGCUUCCCGUCUUCUGGCCCAAUGACCCCUCCGGAGAAGGCGGUGCUUGCGAGCCCAGCUUCGCUGUGGUACGCCGAUAUGCGUCGCUGA
Molecule: messenger RNA, 1341 nt
Organism: Clonostachys solani
Lineage: Eukaryota; Fungi; Ascomycota; Sordariomycetes; Hypocreales; Bionectriaceae
Source: the annotation of a GenBank genome assembly